This is a messenger RNA of Durio zibethinus, 2712 nucleotides long. RefSeq names its product G-type lectin S-receptor-like serine/threonine-protein kinase LECRK1. NCBI's taxonomy places the organism in Eukaryota, Viridiplantae, Streptophyta, Magnoliopsida, Malvales, Malvaceae. The record is from RefSeq and is a predicted model, not a curated record. Gene Ontology annotation, molecular function: protein serine/threonine kinase activity; ATP binding. Gene Ontology annotation, biological process: protein phosphorylation; recognition of pollen.
AUUUUACGUCCACUAUUAAAUCUUCCGGAACUUCAACUAUUUGAAUUCAAAGGUUAUGACUGAGAGAUUAGAGUAUUGACUUGGUAAGAUUGGGGUCCUUAUUUCUAACUUCCAUUACACGUCCUAAUGCAUUCAAACAACAAGGAUGAUUUACCUUUCUUCAUCACAAGGAGAGAGGAGGAACUGAAAGUUUCUAUCAUCCAAAAAAUGGCAUUUAUGAUUCUGUUUCUUCUUCUUCUUCUUCUAAGUUGUAUACUUAGCACAGCAAAUGCUCAACCAAGAAAUUCUAGCAUCAGCCCUGGUUCUUCUCUUUCACCCAAUAACAAUUCUUAUUGGCUAUCAGAGUCUGGCCAGUUCGCCUUUGGUUUCUAUCCGUAUGGCAAUGGCUUCUCUGUGGGCAUUUGGUUUGAAAAUAUCCAGCAGAAAACAGUUGUAUGGACGGCUAACCGAGAUGACCCACCGUUCCCCAGUGAUGUCCAAUUGCUUUUAAGCACUCAAGGUAGGCUUAUUGUGAGAUCAAAGGAAGGCCAAGAUCUGGUCAUCGCAAAUACUUCUGAUCAAUUAGCAUCGUCAGCCGCCAUGCUCGACUCUGGUAACUUUGUUCUCUUCAAUUGGAGUUCAGGGAUCAUAUGGCAGACUUUCGACUUCCCGACAGACACCAUUUUACCUAAUCAACGUCUGGUGCCGCCCAACAAGCUGGUUUCCAACGUCUCCGAGACAAAUCAUACAAGUGGGAAAUUUGUAAUUGUUAUGCAAACAGAUGGGAACCUGGUGCAAUACCAUGUAGAAGAAGCAAAUGCGAACACUGCUUACUGGUAUACAAAAACAUAUGAAGCCGGAAAUGGUGUGACCUUGAAUUUUAACAUCCAUGGUCAACUAUACCUGCUAAAUGCCAGCGGAUCCAACAUAAAAAAUAUUUCGGACAAGGCGAGUGUACUAAAAGCAGCGUACCGAGCUACAAUUGAUGCCGAUGGAAUUUUCCGAUUGUAUUCACAUACCCUGAAUCAAUCUGAUAAUUGGUCAAUCGAAUGGUCGUCCCUAGAUGAUAAAUGCAGUCCAACAGGCUUGUGCGGCCUGAAUAGCUACUGUAAUCUAAUCUAUAGUGAUCCUGUAUGCCAAUGCCCAAGUGGCUUUGAUUAUAUAGACCGAAGUCAGAAGAAUUUGGGAUGCAGGAGAAAUAGCAGUGUUGAUGCUUGCACGACCAAGGGUGAGCCUAGUUUUGAUGUUCAUGAGCUGAUCGAUGUAUUAUGGUAUGCUGAUGCAUAUUCUACUCUCUCAUCAAUAGAGAAAAAUGCUUGCAAAGAGGAAUGUUUUAGAGAUUGUAACUGUGAAGCUGCCUUGUAUGAAAAUGGAAAUUGCAAAAAGCUGAAGCUGCCAUUAAGAUUUGGGAAAAGAAAAUCAACUAUUGGAGCGACAAGUUUUCUGAAGAUUGGUGCACAGAGAGGGAAAAGAAAGCGUAGGGAGCUGAGAAUGGACAUCUUCAUUUCUAGUAUUGCGUGUUCGACACUUUCAUUUCUUGUUCUAGCAGCUGCCGGUGUUCUCAUACAUAGAUCUCGCAUUCGGAAGUACAAAAGGAUUGUCAAUAUGGGAAAUGUUGGAUUUGUGGAAGAUGUUACUUUGAGAUCAUUUACAUACAACGAGCUCAAAGUUGCAACUAAUAAUUUCAAGGAUGAACUCGGUAAAGGUGCUUAUGGGACAGUUUUCAGAGGAGUCAUUUCCAAAGGCAAGAGAGUCGUAGCCAUCAAGAGACUAGAAAAAGUGGUGGAUGAAGGAGAAAGAGAUUUCAGAAAUGAAAUGAAAGCAAUUGGGAAAACUCAUCACAAGAACCUAGUGCAAUUGCUUGGUUACUGCUAUGAUGGGACUAACAGGCUUCUGGUGUACGAGUACAUGAAAAAUGGCUCACUUGCAGAUUUUCUCUUCAAAUCGAAAUUAAGGGUAAAUUGGGAGGGAAGAAUUGAAAUAGUGUUGAACAUAGCCGGAGGAAUUUUCUACUUGCACGAAGAGUGCGAAACUCAGAUCAUCCACUGCGACAUCAAACCUGAAAAUAUCCUGAUGGACGACAAAGGGUAUGCAAAAAUUGCAGAUUUUGGAUUAGCAAAGCUAUUGAUGCCCAGCCAAACCAGGACAUACACAGGAAUCAGAGGAACAAGGGGAUAUGUUGCCCCUGAGUGGCAUUCUAACUUGCCUAUAACAGUGAAAGUAGAUGUAUAUAGCUUCGGAAUAAUGUUGUUUGAGAUCAUUUGUUGUCGAAGGAAGGUGGAGGCGGAUGUUCCAGAGAAUGAAGCAGUUCUUGCAAACUGGGUCUACGAUUGUUUCAAGGCUAAUGAACUGGAGAAGCUGGUGCGAAAUGAAGAAGUGGAGAGGUGUAAGAUUGAGAGGAUGGUUAAGGUGGGGCUAUGGUGCGCCCAAGAUGAACCAUCAUCUCGACCGUCAAUGAAAAAGGUUAUGUUGAUGCUGGAAGGGACUGUUAACGUGCCAGACCCUCCACUUCUUAGUUCCUUUGUAAGUUCCCCAUAGGCCAUUCCUGACCCUUCCAUUGCAACUAUUGAUUGAUUAAAUAAUUAGUUUGCUGUUAGCUUUUGGUACUAUUUUUUUUUAUCAAUUUUUUCCCGCAGUGUUUUUCUAAUCCUUGCAUCCAUUAUACGAUGGCCAUGUGUAGUCUUAUGGGCGUAGGCUUGGGUCGAGCAUGACCUGGCAUCACUAGUACUUAUG